This is a messenger RNA of Cydia fagiglandana, 2221 nucleotides long. RefSeq names its product probable H/ACA ribonucleoprotein complex subunit 1 (gene Gar1). Lineage: Eukaryota; Metazoa; Arthropoda; Insecta; Lepidoptera; Tortricidae. The record is from RefSeq and is a predicted model, not a curated record. Gene Ontology annotation, cellular component: box H/ACA snoRNP complex. Gene Ontology annotation, biological process: snoRNA guided rRNA pseudouridine synthesis; ribosome biogenesis. Bases 122 to 820 code for a protein of 232 amino acids. The transcript has a single exon. Gene Ontology annotation, molecular function: box H/ACA snoRNA binding.
CGAUGACACUGUCAAGUGUCAAUGUCAAAAUAAACACGCUCAAUCGCUGCGUUCGCAUGACAUUCGCCGACGCAUGGCGUUUUGAGGUUAGCUUCAUUUUGUUUCGUGUUUAUCAGUGAAAAUGUCGUUCCGUGGUAGAGGUGGUGGCGGUGGCGGACGCGGCUUCGGCGGCCGAGGCGGUGGUGGUGGCGGCGGAGGCCGGGGAGGCCGCGGCGGCUUCGGCGGAGGCCGAGGACGCGGCGGCGGCGGAGGAGGUUUCAGACAACAAGAUAUGGGCCCCCCUGAAAGCGUGACGCCUCUGGGGCACUACGGCUGGACAGUGCAGGACGACCUGGUCUGCAAAGUCGACAUUGAGGACGUACCUUACUUCAACGCGCCCAUUUAUCUAGAAAACAAAGAGCAAAUCGGCAAAAUUGACGAGAUCUUUGGCAAUCUGCGAGACUACUACGUUUCAGUUAAGCUAGGUGAAAAUAUAAAAGCCAAGAGUUUUAAGGAUGGACAGCAGUUUUAUAUUGAUCCGGCGAAAUUGUUGCCGUUGAAGAGGUUUCUUCCGCAGCCGCCUGGUGCGAAGCGCGGCGGCCGAGGGGGUAGGGGCGGCGGUGGAAGAGGUGGGGGUGGUUUCGGGGGCAGAGGAGGUGGUCGAGGCGGGGGCGGAGGGUUUGGCGGCCGAGGAGGAGGCGGCCGCGGCGGUUUCGGCGGCCGAGGCGGUGGCGGCGGCUUCGGCGGCGGGGGCGGCGGCUUCGGAGGCGGUGGACGAGGCGGAGGCUUCGGGCGUGGCGGCGGCGGCCGCGGAGGUGGCUUCAGAGGUGGCCGGCGGUAGUAUGUCUACAUGCGGCAGUGGUAGUGUGACUAUAUUGACUGUGAGAGUGAGCUGUUGGCCCUCGCCACAAGGGCUAGAUGGAGCACUUUCUAUGAUUAUGUGUUUUUAGUUGUUUGUUACAAACAAAUCUUUUAUGUUCAAAAAAAUAUCUAUGAGAAGUAAUAAAUACAGCCUCUAAUUUAGUUUAAGGACAGUUAACCUCCAAUUUGGAUAACUUUGUAAGAUUCAAGGCAAUUUUUGUUUUCUUUUAUUUGUAUUAGAGUUCAAAGCUCAAAUUGGGGACUUACAAUGUUAACUCUGUACAUACUAUACUUGCCGCAAAACUAAGUGGCGACUCAGGUCAUAAUGCCAUCCCUUUCACUCUUGGUUGGUCUUAACAAGGGUAAAGGAGAUAGCAUUAUGAUUUCAGUUGCCAGUUUUGAGUUAAGUAUAAAAAGGCAAAGUAGCCAGAUAUAAUUUGACUUCACCUUAUUAUAUUUUACUACUUUGUCAGUUUUAAUACUGUACAUUGUGUAUGUGUAUUGAUAUGUGACGUUAUCUAUGAAAAGGGACCUUAUUGUCGAUGGCGCUUAUGCCAUUAUUAACGAUGCUCCGAUGUAAACACAAUGCCGCGUGACGCUGUGUAGCGUAAGCGCCAUCGACAAUAAGGUCCCUUUUCAUAGAUAAUGCCCCAUAUAAUGAUUGUUAAGUAUAUGUUGUACCUAGUUAAAGCUUUAGGUAGCUACUUUUUAGGUUAUACAAUGGAUUUCGGAUAUAACGACAAUGAAGGGACCACCGAAAUUUCGUCGUUAUAUCCGGAAGUCGUUAUAGGCAAAGGUAAAAAGAUAAAGACAUAUAUGUAUCAAUUUAAAUCCGUAACGUUAGUACCAUCGCCCACACUGUUAACUGUACAUCCGUGGACCUUAUGCGUUUUGUAAUAAGGUCCACUGAUGUACAGUUAGGAGUGUUGCUGUUUGUACUGUUUCGAACGAGUGAAUCUAAAUAGUCAAUAUCUACCAAUAAACAAAAGGUCACCACAUUUGCUAACCAUCUGUCGAUGUAAACAAAAGAUAAGAAAGUAAAGCUCUAUGUCCUUUGACGACCGACUCCGGUCGCAGUAUCUGCAUGGGAUUUCUAAGAACUUGUUACAAAUGGUUCAUUAAAAAUCGUCGCUACACCCGAAUUCGGCGCUACACCCGAAGUUGCUAUAUCCACAUGAAUCUUUUACUAAAAUAUGCUUUAAAUCCAUGGGACUUGGAUUUUACGUCGCUAUAGCCGAAUGGUCACUACAACCAGUCGUAAUAAAUGAAAUCCACUGUAUAUAAUUUUGAGAAGUGUAUGUAGACUUAGGUCUUUGUGGCGAGGGCCAAUUAUUGUCUUAAUUUUAAGUACCAAUACUGUUAAGAAUAAAGUUAUUAUUCU